Molecule: messenger RNA, 393 nt
Organism: Striga asiatica
Lineage: Eukaryota; Viridiplantae; Streptophyta; Magnoliopsida; Lamiales; Orobanchaceae
Source: the annotation of a GenBank genome assembly
AUGCACCGCUGCCACGCCGAGUACCAGCUCCGACUCCUUAUGGAGGAGGAAUUCUGGAAGCAGAAGGCGGCCGUUCGCUGGGUGGCCGAGGGCGAACGGAACACUAGGUUCUUCCAGGGCUACGUUAGGCAGAAGCGUGCUAAGUCGUACAUCCAUAGCAUCGAGGCUAAUGGGUCACCCUUGACCCAGGAGGCUCAGAUUCGGGAGUCGGCUGUUGCUCACUUCCAGACCCUCUUCACAUCUGACAGAAGGUCCCUCGUGGCCCCGAACGCUUCUUUUUUCCCCACCAUCCCUCCUUCGGUCGACCUCAUUGGCCUCUGUGAGCUCCUGAGCAGGGAGGAGGUUAGGGAUGCUGUAUUCGGGAUUGAUCCCAACAGCGUUUCUGGCCCGGAU